GCUAGAAGGCGUAUAUUUACCAACACACACUACCUGAAGGGUGGAAGAAAUGGGGUAAAGUUGUGUCGAGACGGAUCGAACGUCGCGGCGGUUAAACGAAGAUAACCUAGUGAUAUGAGAGAGACAGUAUGCCUGAUAAAGUAGACGAGAAUACGAGCAUGUGUGUGAGAGAAAGGAGUGAGGAGUAGAUUUGGUCGAAAGCGAGUACGUUGGCGAAGGAGGGAGUCGUUGUCCUCGGAGUCCUCGUUCACCGUCCACCGACCAGAGCAGCAGUGCUACGCGAAACGCGUACUUGAGCGUGUCGUUCUGUUGCUUCAUUUUAUUUUUUUAGUUUUUCAUUGUUGUUUUUGUUUAUACAGUUUAAAUAUUGUACAACAGUUACAUAGUGUCAGAAUAAUCAUCAAGGUGAACGUUUUGGAGAUACUCCAAAAAUCCAUGCAGCUGCUAAACACUGACAAAAAAACCGCUAGACAAUCAUCUAGUUGUUGAACUUAGGAUCAAACGCCUCGGAGCCCUCAAACAGGAAUGCAACUGAUAGAUAAUGUGGGCAGGAGGAUGAUAGCUAAGCUGAUAGGAAGAUAGCGUUAGUAGGACCUGAACCAGGAGCCAUGCGUGAUACGCUCCUGGAGGAGUUACACGGGCCCCGGGGACUAGUCGUGAUGAGAACGACAUGUCCGUGGGCCCUAGUAAUCCUUUGGCUCGUACUGGUAGACGCUUCCCCUUUACAUCCUGUUCCACCACAUGCAGGUAUUAUAAAACGUUCUUAUCUAGGAUAUUACGAACCAGUUUGGUAUGACACAUCUGUUUUGCGAGAACACAGAAAUCGUGUACGUCGAGAUACAUCAGAAGUCAAGUCUCAACCACUUGUUCUACGUCUUCAGGCUCUCGACAGAGAAUGGACGAUGCGGCUUGUCAGAGAUACGAAUGUUUUUGCUCAAGAUGCAGUUUUUGAAGGGACAAAUGGACCAAUUGCAUUUGACACUUCACACUCGUACGUCGGCACAAUUGCUGAAGACGAUGACGCUAUAGUAGAAGGUAUUGUCACAGAAGAUGGUCUUUUCGACGGUUCAGUGUCCAUGGCUUUUGAAGAAUAUUACUUUGAACCUACGAGUCGGUAUUUGGCGCGAGAAGGAGAUCCUGAAGAGAAGGAAAAUACAUCACCUACCUAUCAUACCAUAGCGUAUCGUGCUUCAGAUGUUGUGAGUCCUCCUCAACCUCAACGAUGUCCCAGCAAACAACUACAUGAGAAGAAUCUGCAAAAUUCAAUCUAUAGGAAAGUCAAUGAAUCAUUUGAACCGUUUUUCGAGCAAUUGCAAGACCAUGAAAUCCGUGAUCAUGGCGGAUAUUAUUUGAGAGAGAUUAAUAGAAGACAUGUCAGUAGAGGAGGAUUAAAUACUCAACUUGUGGACGGAAACAACAGAGAUCGAAUAACGAGACACCUGCACAAACGAGCAACUGUAGAUCCUCGAAAGACGACAUGUAUGCUCUAUCUUCAAGCAGAUCAUCAAUUCUUCGCAAGAUAUAAGACUGAGGAGGCUUGCAUAGAAGUAAUGACAAGACACGUACAGAGAGUAAAUUCUAUUUACAAGCGUACUGACUUUAAUCAAGAUGGAAGACCAGACAACAUUAGUUUUAUGAUAAAGCGAGUCAAAGUACAUAAUGCAAAUGCAGUAAAAGAUCCGCAUUAUCGAUUUCCAAAUAGUUACGGUGUUGAAAAAUUUCUCGAGCUUUUUUCAGAGGAAGAUUAUGAUGCUUUUUGUUUGGCCUACAUGUUCACCUACCGGGACUUUGAGAUGGGAACACUUGGUUUAGCAUGGACGGGAGAUUUAAAAAAUGCCGGAGGUGUUUGCGAAAAGAAUGGGCAUUAUCGAGGAAGCAUGAAAUCCUUAAAUACCGGAAUCGUAACUUUGUUAAAUUACGGCAAGCACGUUCCACCAGCUGUGUCUCAUGUUACUUUAGCACACGAAAUUGGCCAUAAUUUUGGCUCACCACACGAUCCGGAACAAUGCACACCAGGUGGAGAAGACGGAAAUUUUAUCAUGUUUGCUCGGGCCACUAGUGGUGAUAAACGAAAUAACAAUCGUUUUAGUCCAUGUAGCUUAAACGCCAUUAAUCCUGUAUUGAAUACAAAAGCACGUUCACCUAAGGGCUGUUUUACUGAACCACAGGCUUCUCUUUGUGGAAAUGGUGUGGUCGAGGAAGGAGAGGAGUGUGAUUGUGGUUGGGAAGAAGAUUGUCGUGAUUCUUGUUGCUUCCCUCAACGUCGUUAUCCUCCUGCUGAUGAAACACCUUGUACUUUAACACCAAGAGCCAUUUGCAGUCCUAGUCAAGGUCCUUGUUGUACUACUGAUUGUAAAUUGAAAUUCUCGGAUAAAUGUAGGGAAGACAACGGUUGUCGUGAUGCCAGUUUCUGUGAUGGAAGAUCACCGCAUUGUCCACCGUCAAUUAAUAAACCAAAUAAGACUAUUUGUAAUAGAGAACUAGUAUGUUUUAUGGGUGAAUGCACCGGUAGUAUUUGCUUAGCUUACGGCCUAGAAUCUUGCCAAUGUAUUCCAGGACCUAAUGAUCCCCCAACAAAAGCCUGUGAACUUUGUUGUCGGCUUCCAGGCGGAAAUCAACCAUGUUUAUCUUCAUUCGAUUGGAAUUCACCACCCUACGACAUUCCCGACAUGUUUUCAAAACCCGGUACACCAUGCAAUGAUUACAAUGGAUAUUGUGAUGUCUUUCAAAAAUGUAGAGAAGUUGAUCCGAGUGGACCUUUGGCAACUUUGAGAAAAUUACUUCUUUCAGAUGAAAGUCUGGCCACCUUCAAACGGUGGGUUAUUGAGCACUGGUAUGCAGUUGCUUUGCUCAUACUCGCAACAAUUUCAUUACUCGUGGCGACAAUCCGGUUCUUAGGAAAGAAAUCGAACCCGAAGCUCAAGUCGGUCACGAUAAUCCACAGCUCAACGACAGAAACAGUGAGAUUACCACCGGAGGGUGCGGAAGGAGUGACAGUCCACCCUCCUGCUGUGAGGGUGAAGCUUCCGUUAAAUCAAAAAGUGAGGGAGAAACGACGACAGAGCAAACCUAAGGAUCCAAUAGCCAAUAAUAUUGCUAACAAUGAAAGAACUACUAAAAUCUCAACUAUGAUGAGGAGAAGAAAUAAACAAGCAUCAGAUGUAAAGAAGAAAAAGAAAAAGAAGAAAAGAGUGGCUCCUAUUGUCGUUGAAGAACCAGGUCGAAGAAGAUUGGAAUCAACUACAAUUCCCGCUAUCGCCGAUCCAACGGUACCCUCAACUGCUGAUGAAACUCCGAAAAAGACUUCAGCCAAGGAGAACGUGAAGAAAAAAAAACGUAAAAAGAAAGAAGUCAUUGAUUACUCAAUGACACAAACCGAUGAGGAUAAUGAAGUCACUGCAAAUGAUAAUUCAGAUCCGAAAAGUAAAGUUAGAUCGUGGUUAUUGGCAUCACAAUGCCGAGUAGAACCAAGAAGUGUAGCUCUUCCAAAAAGUAAAUCAACUCCAGUCGGUUUAGCUAGUGCUUCUGCUGCAAAUGCAGCUCGUGCGGGUGUGUCGAACGCCAGAACUCGACCAAUAAAUUCUAGAAGAACAGCAGAUGCAAAGUCUCGUGGUGCCAUCGCUCGAAGUAAUGAGCCACGAAAUGAUCGCGUAAGAUUACAAAUUGUUUAUAAACCACCAUUUAAGUUUAGUGUUAAGCUCAGGAAGACAGACAAAAGUCUUCAGUCAACGAAUAAUCGCAACGCGAAAAAUAUUCAUCCAAGGACUGCGGUACUUGUCCGAGCUUCCAAUAAAAAAGAUAAACUCAGGAAAAAUCACCAGGCGACAACAUCCGGAGUUAACGCCACUAGUCGACCUAUUGAGUCUUCCAACGCUGCCAACUCGGAUCUCCAUACGGUCCCGUCAGAUCUCGAAGUUUUAUUAUCAGAAAGUGAAUUUUUAUUUUCUGAUGCGUGACAUAUGUCGAUCAUCCGUUUAUGGAUGAUGAAAUAAAUUGAACAAAUAUAGUGAAAGUUCUUCUAGGUACGUUUAUUAGGAUUAUCACUAGACUAUAAAAAAACUAAACGAAAAAGCCGAUCAUAGAAAGUAUAUAGAUGCUAGUCUUUCAUGAUUCGCGUUCUUGAGUAUUUUUUAUUCCUUACUGCCUCGUGUUCAGCCCUAUUUUAUAUUUUUAUUCGUCCAGUCGAUUGUCUUCUAUCCUCGAUGAUAAAGAAUUUUAUUGCCAGAAUAAUUUUGAUAAUUUUACAACAUAUAAACGAAGGUGGAGAAUAUCAAUAAUAAAAAAUACUCACUUGUAUGUAUAUACACGGAUAACUGUGAUUAUUAUCAUUAUCAUUAUAAUUAAUAUGAUUAUUGUUAUAUUUUGUUGUUUCUUUGAACGUGGUCGUGUUCCGAGGCAAUUGAUCCGUCGUCUUCCUAGUUCCGGCACGUGCAUAAGUGUGUCUUGACGAUCCUCGUGCACGAUCGCAUCAGACGGGAACAAGUAUAGAUAGUUGAAAUUUUAAUAUCAAUAUAUAUAUGCAGUCGUGAACGACGUUGAAAUUCAUUUAAAGCGUUGUUAUUUAUUGUGAUAUGUGCUAAUGCGAGAUACAAAUGCACUGCCGAUGAUAUACAUAUUAUACAUACCUGACAUUAUUCCUUUGUCUCUUCACUGGAGUUGUAGUUUUCUAAUUAAAAUGUUUCAUUUAAUUUAUCAAUCAAAUCCUGUCGGACAUGUCAAUUACAUUUGUCCACUCUUACAGUUCCUCUCGCUAUAACUGUACUUACAGUUUUAUCAAACUGAUGAAAUCAAGACUAAAAUUAAGCGUAUUUAAUGAUACUAUUAUUGAUAAUGACAUAUUUUUACUGUUGAAUGGUCAAUGUACAUAUUUGCAAAGCUUUAUAUAUUAAAUAUAAAUCAUGCUAAAAAUUGUAUUUAGAUAAUUGUAUUGACACUCACAUAAUGAAUUGCUUGUUGUUGUCAAACUCGUCCAUGAUUCAAUAUGAAACAGGAAAACAAAAAUGUCAAAUUCAAACAAAUGUAUGAUUGCAAUAAAUGAAAAAAACAGAUGAUAAAUUUCGAUGCUAUUGAUCCACAUUUUCUCAUGUACAAGAAUUGGUCAGCUGUAUUUUUUCACGGGCUUUGUAUAAAUGAUGAUUAUUAAAAAUAUUAAUGAAAGGCUGUAUUCUUUUUCUGUACAUAAAUAAAUAAAUAAAAUAUGUAUGUAUUAAUAAAUAA
Messenger RNA from Chelonus insularis, 5217 nucleotides. Its product is annotated as disintegrin and metalloproteinase domain-containing protein 10-like. The transcript is spliced from 15 exons. Gene Ontology annotation, cellular component: plasma membrane. The record is from RefSeq and is a predicted model, not a curated record. Bases 609 to 3956 code for a protein of 1115 amino acids. Gene Ontology annotation, molecular function: metalloendopeptidase activity. Gene Ontology annotation, biological process: Notch signaling pathway; membrane protein ectodomain proteolysis. Lineage: Eukaryota; Metazoa; Arthropoda; Insecta; Hymenoptera; Braconidae.